Molecule: messenger RNA, 6979 nt
Organism: Ooceraea biroi (clonal raider ant)
Lineage: Eukaryota; Metazoa; Arthropoda; Insecta; Hymenoptera; Formicidae
Biological process (GO): regulation of transcription by RNA polymerase II
Cellular component (GO): nucleus
Molecular function (GO): DNA-binding transcription activator activity, RNA polymerase II-specific; zinc ion binding; RNA polymerase II cis-regulatory region sequence-specific DNA binding
Source: RefSeq, a predicted model, not a curated record
ACGACGACGCACCCGCCACUGAGGUCACGAGAGUCGAGACCUGCCCUGGCGAGUUCUAGACCAUAAACCAGACUCGAUCCAGUUCUAUUAUUCCGGAGGAAAGUCCGCCAUUAGCACGCGCCAUCUGGCUCUCGCGGUAACGAAGUAUUGCAAUAUCGCGAACCCGGAGUUUCCCUUCGUCGAAGACGUGUUAUCGUCCUCAUCACGUUGAAGGUGCGACGGAUUUUGCUGGCAAGUCUCUGUCGUCAAUGUCUUCGAGAUUUCAGCUGAUGGAUUGAAGAACGUCUCGGCUGGCUUGGAGCUGGCAACUGCUAACUGCAGUUCUCCAAUGCAGCGCAAGCACUGUUUAAAAUUGCAAUUAGCUGUUUUUAUACAUUCAUGAUUAGCGUAAAAGCUUAUAGACUGCUAAUAGCAGUGUUAAUUCUGUGGAUAAAGUGCCUUCUAUGACAAUAGAAAUUCUCUUGGAAAUUUGUCGGUGUGAGGUUUAAAUUUAUAGUGUAAAUAAAUGAAGAGGUGAUUGUGGUGGAGAUCGUAGAAUGCAUAGUCGUGACAUUGCAAUCAGCAUUGGAUUCCUCACCAAUUGAGGACGAGUACGAGAGAAGUUACCAGGGAAGAAGAAAAAAUGCCGAACCCUGAAAUCAAUAAACGCGACCACAACUAUAGCGAGUCGGAACCUUCUCAGCACAUCAAUAAUGGCAACGGUGGCACUGUCAACAGAGGAACCAAAAUGACACCAGUCGUUGGCCAAAUCAGAGAUAUUGAUGAACUAAAGAAGAUUGCGCCACGUGUUCGUCUGCAGGAUGCCAAAAGUUUGAACGAGCUAACGAGGAUCUCUUCCUUGAGCAAUAACAGUAGUAGCAACUUGCAGGGGAAGUUGUCUAUCAGCGAAAGGACACGACAGGAACUGAUGAAGUAUUGUCGCACUUGUGCUGGUUUGAAACUACCCUUGGUGGACAUCUUCAGCGAGAAGGGCAUUCAAAUGCGAUUGAGCCAACAGAUAAGGCACUUGGAAAUGAUUGACCCUUACGACAGUCUCUCCACACAAAUGUGCAUGGAUUGCAUCUGCGAUCUUAAAAUGAGCUACAAAUUUUUCAUGCAGAUUAAAAAGGCCGAAGUGAAGCUCAAAUCCAUUCACGUGAACCUGACGACCGACAACACUGGGAAGAAACCAACAGAACCAAUCAACGAUCCGUCGACAACAAAGCAGCAGAGACAACUGUCGUCUUGCUUACAGAAAGGAGAGAAAAGACCGUUAUGUGAGAACCAAGAAGACUCACUCCCUUCAAAAAUGAAAAAGGAAUGUAAUUCACCUUACACAACUCGACAAAGCACCUUAUCUUCGCUUGCUUCCUCGGUGAAGCAAGGAAAUCGUACAAUUCCAAGAAAUCAGGAAGAAGAUUCCAUUUCCACUGUCUCGGGCAUUUUCUCAUUGAAAAAUCAGCUGAAAAUCGACUCGUGUGAAGAGACGGAAGCACGUGUGAUGAGCGGAAACAUCUUCGAGGAGGUGAUAAAAGAGGAAGAUGAAGAAUCUAUCGAGGAAUUUGAUCCCGAUGACCCAGCUUUCCAGGAUAUCGAGGAAGACGAGGCGGAAGCAUCUUUAAAAUCUCCGGUUGUUUACAAGUAUGACACAGGGACGAAGUUGUACGUGAGGGUGGAUGGGAAUGAAGGAAUCACCGUAAAGUCUGAGACUUUUCAAGAUACCAGAUCCCCCAUUCCACCAGGUGAGAGAGAGAACCAAAGGGAAGAAACAAAACCGGAUAUUUUGAAAAGAAGAUUACAGAUGCCAACACUGACGAUGAUGACGACGACAACGACCGCGACGGCAACGACGACAGUGACGGAAACGGGGACCGUGAUAGCGCCAACGACGAUGACCACGGCGAUUACAAUGACAAAAAAUGGAGAAAACAUUGAAACGCAAAAUGAAAUAGAGGGCACUUUAAAGGAGUGCAAGAUACAAAAGUUUGACUUGACUAAUCCGCUGAGCGUGAACAGUGCUCCAGAGGAAGAUGGUAUUAUGUACGUAACCGUGAAGGGGUCUAAGCCAAACGAACUUUUACUAGUAAAGGUGAAAAAAAUGGAUAAACCCAUAGAAUCGAAACGCAUAGUGAACUCUACCGAUGUCAAGCCUGUUGAUCGUUUUUUAAAACGUUACGACACGUUGGUGACGAGGGAAUUUCCAUCUCGUCGUACUGACGUGCGCGAGCAAAUAAUCGAGGAACAGAUCGAAGAGUACAAAAAGAAACGGGAAAAGAUUUUGGGAAACCAGACAACAACGACUUUUGCCGCGAAUGAACCAUCGCGAAAAGAAACACACGAAGAAGAAACAUCAAGUCUCAGAAAGACGGAAGAAGAAAUUGUAAUUGUAAGAGAGAGCAGUGAAGAGAAGAAGGUUAUUAAAGGAGAGCAGCGAAAAGACAUCGAGAUCGUUCAGAUUGAGGAGAGUCCGGAAAAGGCUUACGAUAACGCGGAUGAAUAUUUUUCGAAAUUUUCAAAAUUGAAGCAAAAGUGGGAGGAAACGAAACGGAAAAAGGAGAAUCCGCCGAAGGAAUUGGACGAAUCCUCUAUCGAAGGAAACUUGGAAAAGUUGGAGAGAAUUCUCGGAGAAAAGGAAAAGAAUCUACAGGAGUUCCAAGAUUACCUGAAACAACGCAAGAUUAUCCUUUCCCGUCUCAAGGACGAGGACGUGAUCUCCCUGUACGAGGAUCGAUUCAGUACCACCGUAAAGUCAUCGGCUAAACCUCUUCCAGACCUCAUUGAUACUCAACCGCCUGCCGAUCUCCUACCCGAAGAGCGGUACUUGGAAUGUGACUACUGCCCGGACACUUUUUCGAGUCGCGACGUGCUCGAGGAACACCUCAAGUCCCACGACUACCGUAUCCUUCACUGUUGCGACGACUGCGGCGAAGAGUUCCCGACCAAUAAAGCAAAACGGAGUCACAACGUGAUUUGCGUAAGGAAGCUGAUUUGCAAAUAUUGCGACAUAAUUUUAGAUUCUCGAGGGAAGAAGCGUCAACACGAGCAAAAGCACGUCGACACCAUGUACGGGCAACUUUGUGAGGUGUGUGGGGAGAGGUUCAAACACCAGGGGACACUCGAUCAGCAUCUGAAAACGCAGCAUACGAUUUUAGAGAAGAUUUAUCAGUGUCCGAAAUGCCCGAAACGAUUUGCAUUUAAGCAGAAACUGAGUUUCCACCUAAAAUCGGUUCACACAGCUCUGAGAGCGUAUCUUUGUGAAGAUUGCGGCGCCGAUUUCAAGAACCCAGCAAGUCUGAGGCAUCACAAGAUCAGGAAGCACCAAUCAGUUGGCAAUAAGAGGGAGUGUCCGGUUUGCAGAAAAUUGGUGCCGUUUUACAGCUUGUCCAAGCACAUGCACACCCACAAAUCUUACAGCAUUCAGUGCCCGCACUGCGACAAAAGGUUCAAGAACAGCUCGACUUUGAAGCAACACGUGAGGAUUCACGAGGAUCAAAGGCAGUAUCGUUGCGACACCUGCGGCGUUGGAUUUAAUCGGAGGGAUGGUUUGCGGCUGCACAUGCGAGUGCACGAAAAAACGAGCAGCAGAGGAUUGAAAGAGUGCUCGUGCCAAGUCUGCGGAGAAAAAUUUCCGAAUCAUUCGACCUUGGUAAUGCACAGAAACCGAAUGCACAAGGACGGGAGGCAGUACACGUGCAACAUUUGCAAUAGAUCAAUGGUCUCGGCGUGGUCGCUCGAGUGGCACAUGUCGCACAUUCACAACGAAUCGAUGCCAGGUAUAAACCGCGACGAGUCUGGUUUACCCGAGAAGAAACGGGUCUCCUGUUACCAUUGCAACAAGACGUUCAAAACGGAAAUGAUCCUGCGCACACAUAUCAAGAACACGCAUAUGGAGAAGGACCCAAUGAAAUGCGACGACUGCGAGGCGACUUUCACAUCGGAAGUGCGUCUACGUCAUCAUAUGAUGAUCACGCACAACCGUCUCGAGGGCACCUUGGCAUGCCCCCAUUGUCCGAAACGAUUCGUCAAUCAAUUGAGACUAAAGACCCACAUGAUUUCCCAUUCCGACGAGAGGCCUUACACCUGUGAGAUCUGUGGCUUCAACCUCAAAACGAAGAUACAGCUGAUCAAACAUCACCAGAAUCGACACAGCGAUGAGAGACCUUUACAAUGCAGGCAUUGUACCUGGCGGUGCAAGCAAGUAAGUGCCCUCGUCUGCCACGAGCGUACGCACACCAACGAACGCCCGUACUCGUGCAGCGUAUGCCGGCAGCGGUUCAAGUAUCUCGGCGAUAAGAAUAAACACGAGCGGCGUCACGAGAGCCUUGGCGGUUCCGGGUUCAAACGUAUCGUGCCUGGAAGGAACAUCAAGCCGAAACCAGCGCGCCGUGACAAUUCCUCGGGGUCCGAGCAAGAGCAGAUCUCGGCGAAAGAUUCCAUGAGCCAGCAGGAUAUCCAAGCUGCCGAGGAACAAUACGAAGAGCAACAGGAUGAGCAAAUUGUAAAAUUCGAACGAGAGCAGAUCGUCAAGUUUGAGGAGCAACAGGAAUAUGGACAAGUGUACGAGCAAGAGAACUAUGAAGAGACUUCGAGAGAAGCGUCGGAAGCCACAGAGGUGAUCAUGAACAUGGAAGAUCCCAAUGUGUACACGGAAGAAGUAACGGCCGACAACAUAGAACCCAGUGCGGAGAUGAUGACGGAUGAGAUGAUGACGAAUGAUAUUCUGCAAUCCGGCACUGCCGUGGUACAUCUGCAACGACAGGAUGAUUCGGGAAAGAUUCAAGUGAUACCCGUGGUGCUGUCCUUGCCCGAUCUAUCGGAUGCGAAUGCCGAAGUCAAUCUCGACACUGCAUCUAUCAUGUAUAAUAAUUAGAUUUUACUUUCUCUCUCUCUCUCUCUCUCUCUCGAGAGAGAGAGAGAGAGAGAGAGAGAGAGAGAUGGAGAAAGAAUUCUGCAUACAUUUAAUGUACUCGUAUGCACUUGCGAACACGAAUGUUUCUCAUUUCUGACAGUCGGGAUUUCUAAGGUGUGUGGAAUGUAAUGUUUAAAGUACGUUUAUAGCACCGAAGAAGAAGCAUUGAUACCUCUCAAGACUUUUAUACCUUUCAAUCGAGAAUCAUCGGAAUCCAAUGCAAUACUUUGCAGCAGUCUUUCCCGUCCAUAUUUUUUUCUCUCUUAUUAAAAAAAAACCAAUGUCAAAAUUGGUCAUAAAGAACAUUUUCGGAAUCAUAAGAAAGAUACUUUGAUGAUUUUAGAAAAUGAUGAUUUUAAAACCCGAAGAGGAAAAUAUUGAAGAUUAUGAAAUGUAAAGAGCAACCGAUGGAAGCUCUAAAAAAUUUAUUGUCGAGGAAAAUUGUAAUCGAGGAAAUGGUUGCAAGCGACUUGCAGGAGAAACAAUCAUAAUAUGAAAUUAGAAAAUGGAAGAUUAACAAGUGCGACAGAAGAAAGACAAGCUAAAGACCUUUGUGGAGACAAGACUUGAAGAAGUGAAAGAUUACAUAAAAUGCAAAGAGAAGCGAGAACUUUCGAGAGUGCUUAUUUUACAGAGUAGUGCAACAGCAUGUAAACUAUUUUGUAUAAAUCAAUGAGAAAGUAUGAGCAAGAUGUGUGUGUAUGUGUGUGUGUGUGUGUGUUUGCGCGCGUGUUGUGUGUGUGUGUUGCUAUGUAUUAAAUAUCAUUAAUAAUUAAUUAUUCAUUAUCCUUAUAUCGAUCUUUGUGAGUAUCAUGCGUUGCGCAUUUCUUCAUAACAACUAUCAGUCUGUUCUUUUUACAUGCUUUCUGCACUUGUUUAAAUUUUUCUCUUUUUUGGAUUGAAAGAUUAUUAUCGGCAUUAUUAUCUUUUUCAUUUUUCUUCCUUUUCUUGUUCCUUUAGCGCCCAAGCGCAUAUUAUCUCCAUAUAAAUGCAAUUUAAGAAAGGAGAUCGCAUCCACUGGAAAUUAUUCCUUUUAGCAACAAAUUCCGCACUCCCGUCUUCUUUUCUUUAAAUUGCGAAUGUAAAGAAUGUUUGAAUAAUGUUUGAUUGUUGAGUAAUAUUCAAUCAAAGCGAUGUAAAUACAGAAUUUAAAUGUCUGUCGAUUACUUUGAGUGCAGGAAGCACAACUAAAGAACAGAUGUAAUAAACUAAUAAUAAUAGGUGUGUACGUUUUAACUGCAUUUUCUAUAUCUUAUUUCCCUCUCCUCCGAAUCUCGAGUAUAUUUAUAGCGCGAAUUCGGUUGACACUGAUACGUUAGUACGCAUACUGAUUAUCCUAUGAUAUUUCUACAGAGAUGUGCAAGUGUAUGUACAAAUAUCGUCAAACGGAGUAUCCGAUGCGUCUCGAAUUUUAAGUAAAGUAGUACCGCGAGCACACACAUCGUCUAGAUGACACGUUACAGCUUCUACACUUCAAAAGAAUCGAAGUGGCAUUCUCGGUGAGAUGCAACCACUUACAGAACGCACGGAGAUGCAUGCAGCGUGCCUGGCAGAAAUUAUUCCAUUGUUUAGCGGAAUAAAUGUUAGAUAUUUCAUCGAUUUUACUUUUUCCAUUUAGAUGACGUAGUAAUAAAGUAUCUAAUAAAAUAGAUCGUUAUCAUAAAUUGGAGUACAAUAUGCUUUACGCCGUAGCGUGCAACCGAAUUCCCUAUUAGCCGUUUCAUUUUAAGUAUAUAAAUUAUAAGUAAGAAAACACGGCCAUUAUUAUAUAAUGGCUUAAUAUAAAGGCUAUGUACGUUUUGAUUGCAUUUUCUGCGCACUCUUGUAAUUUUCCCAUAUUCUUGUUUUCUUUCCGAAUAUGUAUUCUUGUUUCAUCUCAAAUGCAAACGGUGUAAUGUAAUGCAAUUAGGAAAAAAAACCAAUCUACACAUGUCUCUUAGUACACUAUUCUUAUGCCUUAUUGAUGCUUGUAUUUUAUCGAAAUAAUCAAGACGAUAAGAAGAAUAUACUUUAAAUAUGUUAAGUUAUUAGAUACGAUAUAUAUGUCACAUGACAUAAUGUACGACAUAAAACGCGUUUUUUAAGAUCCAA